GUGGCAAGGAGCCUCGUGGUACAUGCAGCACCAUGGCGCUGGUGGCGGAGCGCAUGAGGCGGGUCGCUCUGGCCGCCGCGGCUGCUGUCGAGUCUUCCUUCUGGACCCGUGCUUCUUCCCCUGUUGCCCGCGGCAAAGGACUUCUCGCUGCUGAGGGCGCCGCCAGCGAGCUAGCUGGGGCCAGUUCCGAGGGGUCUUCUGAAGUUUGGGGAAACAGAGAAAGCGGAAGACGGGGAGGGUUUCCGGGCGUGGUACAUGCGAAAGAUGUGGGGAAAGGUGGUGGUCAGGGCAGGGGUUGGUUGAGCAGUCUCCCUUUGCUCGGCAGCACAUCUAGUCAUGUGUCAGUUCAGGUGCCAGGAAUGCAGCAUCAGGCUUGGCACCAAAGAAACGGACACAAAGUUUCUCAUAAGCUCUCAAUGGACUUUGGCGUAACUGGCCAGCGACGGGGGAUUACUUCUUUACCACAUUUGGGAGGGGUGGCAGCCCCUGCGAUUCGGGAGGAGAGGGUUGGGUUGUACGGCUACAAUGGGCUGAUGGACCCCCAGGGGUUUAGGGUUUUGGUUCGGGAGGCCAUUGAAACUUCCGAGGGGAUCAUCCACGACAUUCGGCAUGCGGCGCCGUCCGUCGCCAUUGUAAGGGGGCUGGACGACAUUUCAAAUACGGUGUGUACCGUCUUGGACGCGGCGGAGCUCUGCAGGAACACCCACCCGGACAGGGAAUGGGUGGAGGAGGCUGACCGUGCCUAUUUGGAGCUCUCCCGCUACGUCCAGUCGCUCAACACCAACACGACGCUGUUUGGCGCCCUGGUAUCCGCCAUGGAGGGGGGGUGCAUCGAGGGCGAGGAAGCCAGCCGCGUCGCGGCGAUGCUGCGCAUGGAUUUCGAGCGUGGGGGUAUCUAUCUUCCGGAGGAAAAGCGGGCGCAGGUGGAGGCGCUCAAUAACAGGAGCACGCGCCUCGGCAUGCAAUUCGGCGCGAAUAUCAUCAACGACAGCGGGUUUGUGGACAUCUACCCCGCCAGCCGGUUACGGAACGUGCCCAUUACAGUACAGUCCACGCUGCAACGCGUGCAGAAGCAAGACUGGCCCGGCGUGGUCCGCACCGGAACCCGAGUGCCCACCGACCCCAUGACAGUGCAGUCCGUGCUCAAAUGGGUGGAGGAGCCCGAAGUGCGGCGGCAGGUCUACCUCGCUGGGCACAGCACCCCCCGCGCCAACCUGCCCGUUCUCGACGAGCUCAUCGCCACGCGCCACGAAGUUGCGCAGCUGCUCGGCUUCAAUUCGUACGCAGACUUCUUUCUUCGCCCGCUCAUGGCGCGCACGCCGGAUGCGGUGGUUACAUUCUUGGAGACGCUGAGCACCGAGCUCAAGGGCCCCGCUGAGAAGGAAUUUGCCCUGUUGUCCCAAGUCAAGCAGCAGUACGAGCCCGGGUCGCCCGUCCGCAGCUGGGACCGGGGCUACUACGUUGGCUUGCUCAAGGCCAAAGCCCACAAUCUAGAUGCACGGGUGAUCGCCGAGUACUUUUCGCUGGAGCACUGCCUGGCGGGGCUUGCUUUGCUGACGAGCCGGCUGUUCGGCAUGGCGCUACGCGAGGUGCCCCUAGCCCCUGGGGAGGGCUGGGCCAACGGCGUGCGCAAGUUCGUGCUGACGCACCAGGAUGAGGGCGUGCUUGGCGUGAUUUACCUGGACCUCUUUCCCCGCACCGGCAAGUACACGCACGCGGCACACUUCACGCUGCGCUGCGGGCGCAGGCAAGGCGACCACGACUGGCAGCUGCCGGCUGUGGCGCUCGUCUGCAACCUGCCGCCCCCGCAGAACGGCGCCCCUUCCUUGCUGAGCCACGGCGAGGUGGAGACCAUGUUCCACGAGUUUGGGCACGCGCUGCACACGCUGCUCUCACGUACGGAGUACCAGCACUUGUCGGGCACGCGGGGCAAGCUCGAUUUCAUAGAGACGCCCUCGAACCUGCUUGAGUUGUUUGUGGACGAUCACCGCGUGCUGCGCCACUUUGCGCGGCACUACUCCACGGGGGAGGCCAUUCCGCCCGAGGUCGUCUCCGGGCUGCGGCAGAGCAAGCGCAUGUUCUCGGCGAUGGACCUGCAGGUUCAGGUCGUUUAUUCGUUGAUGGACCAGGCAUUCUUCGGUCCUCAGUCGGUUGGCGGGGUGGACACGACAGCGGUGAUAGCGCAGUUGCAGGAGCAGCACACGCCGAUUGGCCACGUGGAGGGCACGUGCUGGCAGGCGCGGUUUAACCACCUGGUUGGUUAUGGAGCAGGUUACUACAGCUAUCUGUAUGCCAAGGCGUUCUCGUCCGAGCUGUGGGCGCAGUAUUUUGCCGCUGACCCGCUGAACCGAGAGGCCGGCGAAAUGCUCCGAAGAGACGUUUUGCAGUAUGGUGGGUCGAGGGAUCCCCUCAGGAUCCUGAAGCAUGUUCUGGGGGAACAUAGCAUGAAGGAGACUGGUUCGGGGGGCAUUGUACCAAAUACGGAAAGCAUGAUGAUCAACUACGGAUUGUAGAGCCGAGGGGAAAUGUCAUCUGUAUAAUAGAGUCAAGGUCGUAUUCAGGGGUUUCGUCGAGCACGUAGGAACACGGAUGAUUGCAAGGUGGUGUGUGCGGGCGCCAUCUCCGAUGUACUUCUGACAGAGUGUCGUUGCUCGAUACGGUCAGGUCACGUUCAUCCCGAUUCAAGCGGUGUUGCAGCACGGUAUUACCUUUAUCCUGGGUUGCUCGAUGCAAUCUGAUGGCUAUUGUCUUGCAGUAACGCGAAUUGUCGUGACCAAGUUCAUGUUCCUGGUGUGUUCCUAAUUUGUC
Klebsormidium nitens is the source of this 2808-nucleotide messenger RNA. The record is from the annotation of a GenBank genome assembly. Lineage: Eukaryota; Viridiplantae; Streptophyta; Klebsormidiophyceae; Klebsormidiales; Klebsormidiaceae.